AAAAAAAAAAAAUAAAAGAACGGGGCAGCGUCGAGGAUAAAAGUGUGCAGUCGUUGUAGUCGCUUUUCAUCUCUUUGAGCAUUUGCACAUUACAUUUCCAUUUAACAAUAUGCCGCCAAAAGGAGACAAGAAGGCAGAACGUGCUGCAAAGCGGGCAGAAAGAGCGGCAGGGCGAAAGGCCAAGAAUGGUUCUGUUGAAGAUAUUACGAACGGCGUAGAUACUUUGGCGAUAGACAACAACAGAGUCUCUUCAGGAGUCCUUACUUCGCAAAAGGAUUCUCGGGAUGUCAAGAUCGAGUCAUACUCUCUCAGCUUCUUCUCCCAAGUCCUCAUCAACGAAACCACCAUUGAGCUCAACUUUGGUCGACGAUACGCUUUGAUCGGUCCCAACGGUUCAGGAAAGAGUACUUUCUUACAAUCCUUGGCUGCUCGCGAGGCUCCAAUUCCCGAACACAUUGAUAUCUAUCUGUUGAACGCUGAGUAUCCACCCACAGAGAUGACAGCAUUGAAAGCUGUUAUCGAUGACGCCGAGCAAGAAUUGAAGCGCCUUGAGAAACAAAUGGAGGAUUUGCUGACAGAGGACCCUGAGUCUCCCUUGUUGGACGAUAUAUACGAGCGUAUUGACUCCAUGGAUGCGUCGACUUUUGAAUCCCGAGCUGCCUCCAUUCUUCAUGGUCUUGGGUUUGACGAAAAGCGUAUGAAGGUGGCAACCAAAGAUCUCUCUGGUGGUUGGCGUAUGCGUGUCGCUUUGGCGAGAGCUCUUUUCGUCAAACCUACGAUGCUUCUUUUGGACGAGCCCACCAAUCAUCUCGAUCUUGGGGCAUGUGUAUGGCUUGAAGAAUAUUUGGCUCAGUACAACCGUAUCCUGCUAUUGGUGUCGCACUCGCAAGAUUUCAUGAACGGCGUCUGCACCAACAUUAUUGAAUUGAAUCAUAAAAAGCAGCUGAACUACUACGCGGGUAACUACGAUACGUACGUGAAGACGAAGCAAGAGCUGGAGGUCAAUCAGAUGAAGGCAUACGAAAAGCAGCAAGAAGAAAUCGCACACAUGAAGCAGUUCAUUGCAUCCUGCGGUACCUACGCCAACUUGGUUCGACAAGCCAAGUCGAGACAGAAGAUCUUAGAUAAGAUGGAGGCGGAAGGACUAGUGGAAAAGGUGGAAAAAUCUCGCAACUUCCAGUUCCGUUUCGAAAGUUCUGGGCAGCUACCACCGCCUGUUCUUGCAUUUACCGACAUGAGCUUUGCAUACAGUGGGGACCUUAAGGAUGCCAUCUACCGCAACCUGGAAUGGGGAGCUGAUACCGAGUCACGUAUCGCCCUGGUAGGACCCAACGGUGCAGGUAAAUCCACGCUGUUGAAGCUCAUGAGCGGCGAGCUGUCUCCAACGGCCGGGACUAUAUCCCGACACACCCACCUGAAGAUUGGCAAAUACAGUCAGCAUUCCGCGGAUCAACUUGACCUUGAUGCGUCCGCCAUCGACUACCUCCGCAAGACUUUCCAGGACUUGCCACAAGAUCUUCCGUAUUGGCGGCAGCAGAUCGGCAAGUUUGGCCUCACAGGCAACUCCCAGUUGUGUCCUAUUCGUCAGCUAUCAGACGGACAACGUGCGCGUAUCGUUUUCUGCCAGCUCGCUCUCUCCCGACCCAACAUGCUGUUGCUGGAUGAACCGACAAAUCCACUUGAUAUCGAGACUAUUGAUUCAUUGGCUGACGCGAUCAACAACUUUGAUGGAGGAGUGGUUCUUGUUAGUCACGAUUUCAGAUUGAUCAGUCAAGUCGCGCAACAAAUUUGGGUAUGUGAGAACGGAUCCAUGCGUCUCUGGAGUGGAUCGAUUGCAGAGUACAAGCAGCAUUUGCGAAAAGAGGUCACCAAGAACAUGCUAAAGUUUUAGAUUUUUGUUUCUGUUGUAUAUUAUUCGCGCUAGAGCAUUUUGUUAUUUCUUUUGCUUUUGGGGAGAACUAGGGCAUUAUUUUUAUUAUAGAUUGUCGAGUGAUGGAUAGUACCAUGUAGUACUGGUCGUAUUGGUGAAUAUAUUCAGGAAAAAUGAAGAGAGAGAAUAAUAUACAGUUCCUAAGCCUUUGCGCUCAUACCCCAACAGUGCCUUUUCUCAGUCCCUCGAUGCCAGCCUCAUACCCCUCUUUUAAUCCCGCCUCUACCGUCUUUGCUUCAUUCAAAACC
Messenger RNA from Spizellomyces punctatus DAOM BR117, 2178 nucleotides. RefSeq names its product ATP-binding cassette family ATPase ARB1. The transcript has 4 exons. NCBI's taxonomy places the organism in Eukaryota, Fungi, Chytridiomycota, Chytridiomycetes, Spizellomycetales, Spizellomycetaceae. Gene Ontology annotation, molecular function: ATP binding; ATP hydrolysis activity. The record is from RefSeq and is a predicted model, not a curated record. The coding region runs from base 110 to 1891 and encodes 593 amino acids.